This is a messenger RNA of Clarias gariepinus (North African catfish), 2652 nucleotides long. It is a transcript of the gene ccdc106a, whose product is annotated as coiled-coil domain containing 106a. Gene Ontology annotation, cellular component: nucleoplasm. NCBI's taxonomy places the organism in Eukaryota, Metazoa, Chordata, Actinopteri, Siluriformes, Clariidae. The record is from RefSeq and is a predicted model, not a curated record. The transcript is spliced from 9 exons. The coding region runs from base 221 to 1384 and encodes 387 amino acids.
CACACACACACACACACAUGCGGAAGUACGUCAUUUUUCGGGGGGCGACAACAGCACGGGGGGGAAAAGACAUUUAAUUGUUAUUGUUAGCCGCUCUUUAUCAAAAUAGCCAGACAUACAGAAGUGCCGUGAACGUUUUGUUUUUAUUCGUACAUGCGCAGGAUAAAGAAGUUCACGACCACGGAACGACUGAAACACACGGGAUCAAGCCAACGGAAAUAUGAACGAUGCAGAAACAGCCAGUAGGAAGCAUGCAAGUUCCCAAGAGUUGCAAACCCCGAAAAAUGAGGAUGCUUAUGAAAUCUCCAUCCCAUUUGAGGAGAACAACUAUGAACAGCAGGCUGGCUUUUACAACCAGAACGAUCAAAACUUCGACAGCCAGUGUAAUGAUCCUCCAGCUCCUGCAAGCUCCUACUUGCUGAUCACAAACCUGCGCACACAGCUGCAGAUUUCUCUGGAAAAGAACUCGUGGCUGCAAAAACGCAUCGAAGACCUAGAAGAGGAGAGAGACUUCCUGCGCUGUCAACUGGACCGCUUCAUAUUCUCUACCAAGAGUCAGGAAAGCAAUGGUAAUGAUUCUCGCAGUUUUUCAUGGAGGAGACGACGAGAGAAUGAACGGGAUCAGCAAGCAGAGGUUCAGCGGUCAGCUAACCGCCAGUCAUUCCCCCAGCGGCCUACUCAGCAGCCCCCAACUAACUCCAAGGUCAUGAGCACUGGUUCUGGGCCAAUCAGUGCGCAGAUAAGUUCUGUGUUUGGUCCCUCCCACUCUCAGCCUCUCCUACACAGCCAUGGCGGUGGAGGUAGCAGCAGUGGCAGUAGUAGUAACAACAGAUCUAUGAAUGAUCUACCAGAGUCGCUCUCACUUUUGGGGGAUGACGAAGAAUAUUUGGAGGACAGCUACCUAGAAGAAGACGAAAUGAUGUCUGGGGAGGAUGUGAUGGCAGAAAACAUGACUAUAAGGAAUAUGGGUGCUCCUGGAAGGCCACCUGGGGGCCACCCUGCUCUGAAGAGGAGGAGGGUGUUCAGAAUAGCCAGAGGCAGAGAGAGACAGAGGGUGAAAGAUGCAGCUGGGGUGUUGUUCCGCUAUAAGAAGAUUCUAGUGACGUACCAGCGGCUAAAGAACAUGUCUAAGGCUUUCCAGAUCCAUGGUGUGGACCGUAACACAGUGGCCUCCACAACACCUAUUGCAGAGCUGCUUCUUGUGGCUCCAGAAAAGCUGGCCGAGGUGGGCGAAUUCGACCCAUCCAAAGAGAAGCUGCUGGACUAUGCGCGGCGUUGCUACAUCGCUUUGGACCCGCAAACCCGCACUAAAGUCCAGGCACUAAAGAAGAACAAUCUGCUACUCCCAAUCUCUUACAGGUUGAAAGGAGCUGAUGGCCGAUAAUUGGACAGGAGUGAUCGACCUCUGACCUGUUGUAUCAUAGAAUCCCUCACUGUAUUUUAAUGCACCAUAGAGCACAUCUCCACUUUGUCAACUUCCAUCCUUGUGAUGAGAUCAGGUGUACUCUGAAUACCGUACUGUAUUACCUCUUAUCUUCUCCACAGUGCACACGCACACACACACACACACACACACACACACAUAGAGCUGAAAAGGGCUGGGCUUCCAGGAAGACUGUUUGGUAGAUACUGUCACUUGUUUAAAUAAUUAUGUAUAUUGUGAGAACUGUCUGUCUUGGGCAUGAGCCCUGUACCCUCUAUAGUUCUGUGAUGUCCUAUGUACUGAAGUACUGUAUCAGGGGGUUCUCAGCUACAUUCCAGAAGGCCAGUGUAUGUUAUCAUCCAUGUGUAUAUGUUUGUGGUAAAUGUCCCUCAGCCACUUACCUUGUUACUGAACCAUUCAGUGCUAGUCUGAGGGGUACACACACCUGUGCUCUUUGCUUUAUACUGUGCUAAACUGCACCGACUCAGAAUCUAGGACUGUAAGGCCUCCUCACGGUGGAAUUGUAUUUGUGUUGGUGCAUGUAUAUCCCUGACUCGUGACCUCUCUCUUUUUAGACAUCGCUGACUGUUGAGCAUGAAAAUAAUGUAUACUGAAACCUCAGCUAGUAACUGAGAUCACACAGGAGCAACCAGGAAUGGGACAAUAGUAUCACAAUAGUUCAGUUGUGAAUAUGUAUAGUUCAUGUGUGUUUGCUAUGAGCUAUGAGUGUUUCUGAAUGACUUGCUGAGCGUGUGUUUCAAAAUGGUGCGCGUGUGUGUAUGUGUGGUUUUAAACCAUAACACUCAUGACUACUUCACUUUCCCAUAGUUCAGGGAAAAAGCAGUAGAGUGCAGAAACAGCACUCAUCACCUUGCAAUCAUCCCCAUCAGUAAAUUGUGUAUUCGUAACUCUGAUGUUAUCUCGAUGUUCAUUACUAUUGAUUACGGGUUGGGGCUGCUGGACAUUUCAGUCAUGCCUCAGGAACUAAUCAAUUUCUGUAAACGUUUGCAAAUGUAGAAGGAUAGUCUAGUUAUUACGUGAAGGUUGAUGUCAGUAGCGAUACACUCAACAAGUUGUUUCUCCUCCCUUUUUUGUAAAUCUAUAUGUUUUAUCUCAUCCUGAUCCAAGAGACUGUUUAUUCAAUGCCGUUUUUGUCAUGCCGAAACAGAAAAGAAAUGUCCUGUUGAAUUGUCUGAUUAUAAAUGACACUAAAGUGAUUUCCUACUGAA